Messenger RNA from Rotaria sordida, 1038 nucleotides. The record is from the annotation of a GenBank genome assembly. Lineage: Eukaryota; Metazoa; Rotifera; Eurotatoria; Philodinida; Philodinidae.
AUGCGUGGAUGGACAAAACUGAUGGUGGAACCAACAAUUACAGUAACAACAUCACCAACAACAACAGAAACAGUGUUAUCAACGACGGAAGCAACAUCAACUCGUUCUCCCUUACCGGUGUCUGGCGAUGGGAUUUGUGCUAGUGCAAAAUGGGAUCAGAAUGGUGUCACUGUGGCCGGAGGAAAUAAAGAAGGAUCCGCGCUGAACCAACUCGAUUAUCCUAAGGGAUUGUUUUUGGAUGAUGAUGCUAUCUAUAUUGCGGAUAAUCAUAAUUGCAGAGUGGUCAAAUGGACGCCUGGAGCUGCGAUUGGUCAAGUGGUGGCCAGUGUCAAGAAGCUAGAAGAUAACAAUUAUUUGUUCGACUUUGUGACAAGUGUUGUCGUCGACAAGAAUGGGACCAUCUUUAUUUGUGAUGAAGCUAAUAAGCAAGUGGAACGAUGGUUCAAGAAUGAUAAUCAUGGAGAAAUAGUCAUUGCGAAUAUUUCAUGUUGGGGACUGGCGUUGGAUAACGAGGGAUCAUUGUAUGUCUCUGCUUUUGAUCGUGUGACGAAAUGGCCUGGUAACGAGGUAGUCGCUGGCGGAAACGGACAAGGAUCUGCUCUAAAUCAACUCUACGCCCCACGUCACUUAUUUGUCGAUCAGGAGAAAUCAGUUUUUGUGGCCGAUUAUAUAAAUACUCGUGUGGUGAAAUGGCCCGUUGGUGCUAAAGAAGGAAUUGUCGUAGCUGGUGGUAAAGAACAAGAAAGUGGCGCCAAUCAGUUGAGUUUUGCUCAUUCAGUAGUCGUUGAUCAAAUGGGCACAGUUUAUACCGUUGAUUAUGGCAAUCACCGAGUCAUGCGUUGGUUCAAUGGUUUAAAAUCAGGCAGUGUCAUCAUUGGUGGACGAGGAGCAGGCAACGGGACAGCUCAACUAUCGAUGCCAUCUGAUUUGAAGUUUGACCGACAUGGAAACUUGUACGUGCUCGAUACUUGGAAUCAACGAGUUCAAAUGUUCGCCAUCGAUAAGAGUUCUUGCAUUACAGUGCCGAUCUCGACCUAA